UAGUUGUGACGUAACCGCAGGAACGAAAACACGCGCACAUGUGUUCCUCCACAAAUCAGUGGCUGAAAGUGUAUCAGACCUUCGCUACGUGCAAGUUUUAAGAAAGAACAAGAGCUUGACAACGUUUGUGAAUAUAAUAAUUGUAGUUUAUCGAGAACAAUUAUUAAACCGUGACUUUAAAACUAUGCGACAUUCCCGAGAAAUCUUAUGUAAUGACCGCGCGACUGCGGGCAGUUCAUGUUUACUUUUGAUCAAUACAUUGACGGGCGUGCAUUCUAUUUUGUGAUGGAACAUUAUAUUUUAAGAUUUCUUAAGUUUUGUGAUACGUUUUUGUGAAGUGCAUCGUGCGUUAUUGUGGUUUAUGCACUUGACAGCCCCUGCAUUCGGAGUUUUUAAUUGAGAAACGAUUGACAUUUAUUAAGUGCACCUCAAAGAAAUAAAAAAUUUGUACAAAUAUUUUAACGCUGCUCUUCAGUUAUCAGCAGAAUUUUAUUUUUUCACAUUUCUCCCCUUUUUGAACUAAGUCCUGGUCUCACCAGAUUUAAGCCCAAACAGCGUCGUUUCAAAUAAGAACAUGCAACCUAAAUAAUUUGCAUCAUCUUUUAACAACACUAGAUCAAAAUGAAGAGCAAGUUGCUGGCAAUUCUGCUGUUUGUAUGGCUUGCAAACAUUCAGAGGUGUUUCGGAUACAAAAUUUUGGGAUUAUUUCCGUAUAAUGGUCGAAGUCAUAUCGUGAUAUUCGAGAGUAUAAUGAAAGGACUGGCAGAACGGGGACAUGAGGUGCAUGUUUUGAGCCAUUACCCUCAAAAAGUCAAAAUAGCAAACUACACAGAUCUCAGCGUCUUGGGAUCCAUUCCUUUGCCCAACAAUCAAUUUUCCUUCGAUGGGUUUAGCAGUAUUAGAUCCAGGUUUCACUUCUUCAACAACAUGUUUGCAUUGUAUAGCAUGAUUGAGGGGCAUGAAAGGGUUAUGAAAUCCGAGACUGUACAGAAACUGAUGGAGUCUAACGAAAGGUACGAUCUGAUCAUAACCGAAUCCUGGAUCCCGGACAUGAUGCUCGGCUUCGUCCACAAGUUCAAAGUCCCUUUGGUCCUCUUGAGCUCCUUCGGGCCGCCCCCGUGGACGAGCGACUUCCUGGCGAACCCGCAGAACCCGGCCUACGUCCAACACCACUUGGCCCCCUACAGCCCGAAGAUGUCCUUCAUGGAGCGCGUCUUCAACACGGGCGGUUUGUUCCUCAACCUCGUGGCCUGGUACGGGCUCUUCCUCCCCAAAAAUGAGCAGAUCAUGCGGAAGUACUUCGGGGAAGAUACACCACCCCUCUUGGAGACGCUCAAAAAUGCCAGUCUCGUAUUGGCUAAUACCCACCCGACUAUCCACGGCGCUCGUCCCUACGCCGCGAAUGUUUUCGGGGUUGGUGGCGUUCAUUUGGCACCGGUCAAGAAACUGCCUAAAGAUAUAGAGGAGUUCAUCGAGAAAUCUCAACACGGUGUAAUCUAUUUUUGCAUGGGCUCUUUGUUGAGGGCAGCUACUUUUCCUGAGGAAAAGAAGAAGGCUUUCCUCCAUGCGUUUUCUAAGUUGAAGGAACGCGUUCUUUGGAAAUUCGAAGAGAAAACUUUAACCGCACCAAAAAAUGUCAUGAUCAAAGAGUGGAUGCCCCAAAGGGAUAUCUUAGCGCAUCCAAAAGUCAAGUUGUUUAUCGGUCACGGUGGUUUGUUGGGAACACUGGAAGCCAUGAGUGAAGGGAAACCAAUGGUUGGGAUCCCGAUGUUCGGCGAUCAAUCCCUGAACUUACGGACCCUUGAAGAUCAGGGAGUAGCCAAGCUCAUUAAGUAUGACGAGAUCACUAAUGAUACCAUCAAUGAUGCGGUCCAAGAAAUGUUGAAACCAGAAUACGCAGAGAGGGCAAAGGAACUCGCAAGAUUAUUCCAUGACCGGCCAAUGUCAGCGAUGGACACAGCUGUCUACUGGAUUGAAUACGUCAUACGGAGUAAAGGAGCUCGAAAGCUACGCCCCGCGGCUGUCGAUCUAACUUUUUACCAGUAUCUGCUAUUAGAUGUGAUCCUAUUUUACGUUAUUUCUGUGAUAUGUAUUUUGUAUUUAAUUUAUUAUCUUUUAAGUUACCUAUGUUGUCGAAGUAAAUCAAAACAUUUGAAGUCAAAAGUUAAACGUCAAUAAAUCUACGAUAUUAAAAUCUGC
Messenger RNA from Bemisia tabaci, 2199 nucleotides. RefSeq names its product UDP-glycosyltransferase UGT5. Gene Ontology annotation, molecular function: UDP-glycosyltransferase activity. The record is from RefSeq and is a predicted model, not a curated record. Lineage: Eukaryota; Metazoa; Arthropoda; Insecta; Hemiptera; Aleyrodidae.